AUGCCUAGAUUCUCCGUCUCUUUUGGCAGGCGGCGUUCGACCGUCAACUCGGACGAGUUUCAUGAGGAGCCCACAGCGACGAAAGAAAGACCAACGUCGUUCCGUGUCAUGGAAAGGACCGAAGUUGGAGGGCAAAAGUCUUUCGACGGUGGACACAGGCUGGUAAAAGCGACCACGACGGUAAUUCCUUCCAAGCAGAACUACUCGGACCCGUCUCUUGGGGACAACAUGUUUUCCGACGUCAAGAACAACCGCUUAAGGGGAAGUGGGUCAUCUAAUACCACCAAAACAACCUCGACAGACACUUCUUCGCGCCACAGCAACGUCUCGACCACACCGUCUUCGGCUGACUUCGGCCACCAAGGGGCCCAGGAAGAAUGGAAAUCCUCGAUUAGAAAAACACACACCGACGUGCCAGCUCCCAAGCACAGCUCUGGUGGAUUCCUCAGCAAAGCCGGCAGGACCUUUUCCUUUGGCGGACAGAAGAAACAACAAGCUGCCGCAUCCCUCGUCGACGAUCAUCCGCUUCCUCCGCCGCCCUUGCCGCCCCAGGCGUCAUCGGACGAUUACAGCCGGAGACCUCGAGGCCUGACAGAUUCCACCGACAGGACCGCUACGCCCCCAAAGCUCAGCGAGGAGGAUUUUGCCCUCGACUUUGGUAGUAAUUUUGGUAAUAUGUUCAAGGGGUCUGGAUUCGACAAGAGAGCCAGCCAAAUGACGCUCCCCGGUAACGACAAGUCCAACUUGGGACCCCGUUCCCUCACGACCAACCGAGUAAACCAGCCCCAGCCCUCGCCCAUCAAGAUUGACCACUCCGCCAAAGUGGAGGCUUCGCCCUACUCAUGGAGCAGCCAGCACUCAAACGAUAACCUGCUGCACCACUCCGGCUCUAACUCCCCUACUGCCACUGAACGCACAUCUGUACCACCCCCAGUGCCUCGACACGGCUCGCCGCUGGCCUUCCGCAACAAUGUGCCAUCGGACAUCAUCGAAGACGAGGACGCGAACCUCUUGAAGGAUUCGUUAGCAGCCAGCCGCUUCCUUGGUGGUUCUGAACAACCCGGCAAUCCGUCCCCGUCCGGGAGGUUCCGCAGAAACGAUGACACAUUCUCCACGGCGUGGGAGUCGGCGGACGGAAAAAAAGAGGAGGAGAACAUGUUUGACAACAGCAGGGCGCAGCAGCCGAAGCCGGCCACAAACGCGAAUCGCUACACGCCCAGCAACAAUCAAAGUCCGCCUCGCAACAAAGUCAUGACUCCCGCGGAGUUCGAAAAGUACCGACGAGACAAGGAGCGCGAUGACAACGCCAGCCAAACGGCCAAGGCUUCCAACAACAGCCGUGAUGAUGAUGAGGAUCAGUAUGAUGAUGAUGAGGACGACGUUGAAAAGGCGAAGCUGGCUGCCAAGCAGAGGAGGAAGCAGGAGGCACACAUGGCCGUCUACCGACAGCAGAUGAUGAAGGUUACGGGCGAGUCUCCAAUGGCCGGACCCUCCGGCCACGCUACUCGACCAAAUCUCUCCGUAUCGCUCAGCACGCCCAAUUUGCCGAACCUGGCCGUCCCCUCGGGUCCGAUGACGGGCAGGUCCGACGGUUCCGAAGGAGAGGAAGACGAAGAAGUUCCGCUUGCCAUCCUGGCCGCGCACGGGUUCCCGAACAAGAACAAGCCGCCUGCGCGGAUCAUGAACAUGGCAUCGAAUCCCGACUUGCGGUCAUCAGUCCACUCACAGCCUGCUCAGCCUGCCAGACCGGGAUCCAGCAUGGGCGAGGGAACAGGACCCAGAGGAACCAGCGGUGGGCACCUGCCCGCCUUCGCGAGAAGGCUGCCACAGGACCCGUUUUUGGGUGCCGGUCUCAUCAACGCCCCUCCCCGGGAGUCUUUGACGUUUGGCGGAGGCUCACCCGCACCCGGCGCUCAGCCUCCUUCUGUCCCCAUGGGUGGUCUAGUCGGUGUGAUCGCCAGCGAGGAGCGGUCCCGAGCCUUGCGCAGAGGCAGCCCCAAUAUCGAGGCACAGAACGUCAACCCCUUCACGGGCGCCCCGGUCGACCCCGUCGGCGGAAUCCCACCUCAGAUGAUGUAUGGCAACAUGAAUGGAAUGAACGCUAUGGGAGGUGGUAUGGGUGGUAUGGGAGGCAUGCCGCAAAUGCACCAGAUGCCUCAGAUGCCCCAGAUGAUGCUUACACCAGGAGACCAGGCACAAAUCCAAAUGACCCAGCAGAUGCAGCAAUUCAUGCAGAUGCAGAUGCAGUUCAUGCAGAUGAUGGCAACCCCGGGUCAAAAUCCGAACGGCAUGAACGGUAUGCAACGACCCAUGAGCCACGUCGGUACCCCUUCUAUCCACGACAGCCAAAGACAAUCGUACUUUGGCGAUUCCAUGCUGGAGCCUCCCCGACUCGACCCCCGAACGAGAACCAUGAGCAUGGUGCAGCCCAGCUCUUCGUCCUGGAUUCAGCCCGGGGGAGGAUUCGAUCCUUCAAUUCACGGAGGCAUGGGCGUUGGCGGCGGGUACGCACCCAGCAUCCACGCUCAAGGCGCCGGGUAUGCCCCCUCGAUCGCACCCUCGGAACGCAGCAACGUGGGCUUACCAGGCCGUUACAGACCCGUAACGCAAGCGCCCCCUCAAUUGGAUUCCGGUCGACGCAUGUCUGUCAUGUCGGGAGCCAUCGGAUGGGACCAACCGCCCAAGGUUAUGCAGCAACAGGAGACGAAGAUGCCUAAUAAGUCGGGCGGCAACUCGGACGAUGAUGACGAGGAGGGCUGGGCCGCGAUGAAGGCCAAAAAGGAGAAGAAGAGGGGCUUGUGGAGAACGAAGAAGAGCAUUGGCAGCGAGAUUGGGGCACUUAUUUCGUGA
Molecule: messenger RNA, 2850 nt
Organism: Colletotrichum higginsianum IMI 349063
Lineage: Eukaryota; Fungi; Ascomycota; Sordariomycetes; Glomerellales; Glomerellaceae
Exons: 2
Coding region: 1-2850 (949 amino acids)
Source: RefSeq, a predicted model, not a curated record